AUGAAUAAACCCAGAGGCAGAACUUUCUUAGACAUAAAUGGUAAAAAAAUUGGUCAAAGCCAUGUAAUGAGAUUUUUAUUUUUGACCAUCGGUUCAAAACACAAAAACCGACAAUGGAAUGCGGUCAACAGUACACAACAAGUUCAACAACAAAAAUUCCAUAGAAGUUGCUUCCAAAGAGUCGAGUUUAAUUAUGAAAAUUCCAAAAAGACUCAAAUGAUCAAGAAGUUGAUAUUGUUGAACACAAUGUCAACUGUGUGUCUGAUCCCGAUCGCUGUCCGAUAUCAACUGACUCUCAGUGUGUGUGUAUCCUCGUACCCACCCGCUGUCGGUGUGGGUAAUCUAGUACCUCAUACCGGUACAAUGUCGUCUAGUGACAACGGCGACGACGACGACGAGUGUUGUUUGUUUUACCUUUUAACUAAACAACCGGUGCCAAAAGUCAUUCAUCAGGAUCUCUGA
Clunio marinus is the source of this 462-nucleotide messenger RNA. The record is from the annotation of a GenBank genome assembly. Lineage: Eukaryota; Metazoa; Arthropoda; Insecta; Diptera; Chironomidae.